Angiostrongylus costaricensis is the source of this 240-nucleotide messenger RNA. Lineage: Eukaryota; Metazoa; Nematoda; Chromadorea; Rhabditida; Metastrongylidae. The record is from the annotation of a GenBank genome assembly.
AUGAAGCAUCUUCUCAUUCUCGUUGCUCUUAUUGGAAUUACACUGGCCUGUGGUCCUAAAAGCAACGAUAACCAGGAUGGAGAGCGGAAGCCAGGACCGCCAGGGCCACCAGGACCAGCUGGGCCAGCUGGACCACCAGGGCCACCAGGGCCAUUCAGGCCAGUCGGGCCUCCAGGGCCACCAAGGCCACCAGGGGCAAGACGAUUCCGAAGAGAAACAAAGGUAACAAUUAUUGAGUAG